This is a messenger RNA of Orussus abietinus, 2905 nucleotides long. Its product is annotated as leucine-rich repeat-containing protein 24. The coding region runs from base 83 to 2191 and encodes 702 amino acids. Lineage: Eukaryota; Metazoa; Arthropoda; Insecta; Hymenoptera; Orussidae. The transcript is spliced from 2 exons. Gene Ontology annotation, molecular function: protein binding. The record is from RefSeq and is a predicted model, not a curated record.
GGAUGCCGUUGAGAAGCGACGUCGGGCGUCCUCGCCCCCGGUGAAGGGAGCCGCCGUGGUCCUGCCGGGUCGAUGUGCCAGGAUGUGCCCGAGCAGUAGCGCGUGGUGCAGGCGGAUCCUCCUGGGGACCGUCCUGUCCUGGGUGGCCGCGGUCCAGGGCUGCCCCAGCAUGUGCGCCUGCAAGUGGAAGAGCGGGAAGGAGUGGGUGGAGUGCGCGAACCGCGACCUGAAGGGGCUCCCGCAGGGCGCCCGGGAGGAGACCCAGGUGCUGGACCUGUCGGGGAACCAGCUGAUCAGCCUGCCGGCCGAGUGCUUCCGCGCCCUGGGCCUGACCAACCUGCAGAAGCUGUACCUGAGUCGGUCGCGCAUCGGCGACGUGGACGGCAGGGCGUUCGUGGGGCUGGUCGGCCUGGUGGAGCUGGACCUCUCGGAGAAUCUGAUCGACGGGGUCCCCUCCGAGACCUUCGCGUCCUACCCCAGCCUCAUGAAGCUGAUGCUCAACGGCAACCCCAUCCGGGAGAUCCGGCGCGAGGCGUUCCGGCCGCUGAUGCAUCUGACGAACUUGGAGCUGCGCCAGUGUCAACUGGAGACGGUGGAGCAGGGGGCCUUCAACGGAUUGCCCUCCCUCGAGUGGCUGAGAAUGGACGGCAAUAAACUAACCCACGUCCCCGACGUGACGCUUCCGCUGGGCGGCAAUCUCCACGGGCUCACCCUGCACAACAAUCCCUGGGCGUGCGACUGCCGCUUGCGAUCGAUGCAGACCUGGCUGAAGGAGACGGCGAAGCCGAUGCCCCAGGAGUCGGAGCCGGUCUGCGCGUCGCCCGCCAGGCUGGCCGGCAGGCAGGUCAAGGCGGUCAAGCUCUCCGACCUGGCCUGCCCGCCCCGGAUCCGGCUCCAGGAGCGGGUCGAGGUCUACGAGGGCGCCAACGUCACCCUCGCGUGCGACGUCCACGCCGUGCCCCCGCCGGAGACGGUCACCUGGUGGUUCAACGGGGAGACGUACGAGACGCAGGCCGGCAACGACACGGCCUCCUCGCUCGCGAGAGUCAGAUACAACUACAAGCAGCGCGGCCCGACGAACGUGACCAGCAUGCUCCACGUGUACAACCUGGUCCCGGCCGACGAGGGCACCUACACCUGCGCCGCGGAGAACGGCGCGGGCGCCUCCGAGGCGAACCUGUCCCUGAGGGUGCUGCUGCAGGAGAGGCCGACGGAGGAGCCGCCGGCCGACCAGCCGGGCACCGGGUACGUGGCCGCCGUCGCGGCCGGCGCCCUCGUCGGCACCCUGCUGGCCCUGGGCUGCGCCCUGGGCGGCCUCCUGCUCUGCACGCGCCGGCGGAGCGACCGCAAGCGGAACGCGAAGCCGCUGGUCUCCCCGGACAAGAGCGCGACCCCCGGGGCCAAGGACCCCACGAGUCUGUCGGGCAAGGGCAACGGCGAGCUCGCCUUCGAGCACCGGCAGCAGCAGGCGGGCUACCGGGACCGGACGGCCGUCCUGGAGCACGGCGGAGGCCUCGCGGAGGCGGUCCAAGGCCCCCCGGGGACCAAGUACCUCACGGAGCCCGACCUGAUCAACGAGGUGCCCGAGGCCGCCGAGAGCUACGGCCUCUACCAGCACCGGCGCGCCGAGUGCCAGCUGCUGGAGUACGACUCGAGGUACACGAUCCACCCGGACCUGCGCCCGGCCCUGGCGCAGAUGAGCUACCUGGACCAGGACGGGUAUCCGCUCAACUUCGGCCUGCCGAAGAUCCCCUUCAACGGGGCCAGCACGCUGCCCCGCCGGCAGCGGACCCUGGAGGGCUCGGCGGCUGCCCCGGCGGCGCGCUACUCCCGGGAGGCCGAGUUCCUCGCCCGGACGAUCCCCUACGAGGCGGUGCUCCCCCGGAGCGACACCAGGUACACCGCCGAGGGCUACCCCUACCCGGCCGGGCCGCCGCGGCAGCUGCAGGUCUCGGCGGCGGUGUCGCCGAUGUCGCCGAUGUCGCCGAUGUCGCCGGAAGCGCCCUUCGUGCCCUCGCCCCCCGCCGCGUACCGCGGCGAGCCGACCCCGCUGUCGCCCCGUUCGCUCCUGGGGAAGACGGCGCGCGAGGCCAGGGCGGACGGGCUUCCCCUGCCGCCCCCGCUGCCGCCGCCCCCCGACCACGCCGAGAGCCCCGACGAGGGCUACGUCGGCGACGCCAUGGACGUAUGAGGACCGCGGACAGCCGCGACUCCGGUGCCGAGGUCGCCGUAGGGUCGGUUAGUAUACGGUCGUAGUCGUUGCGGGUGCUGAAAGUCUUCAAAGUGGAUUCGUCGGGAGGACCGCGGCCGCUAUUUUUUCACAGGGAAAGCGAUCCGCGGCGUCUCCGCGCGCGGCCCGCCGUUCCUUUGGACCUCGCGACGAGAGACUCCAGGGGCGGCUGACGUUUUCAACCGAUUCCAGCGCGCGGGGCCCUUCGAGGAAGACGAACGCGAAGGGGCACCGUGCGCGGACCCGAUUCACAGGGUAUAGAAGCAUCCGUAAAGUUAAGCGUAGAGCUUGGACGAUGCACGUAGCCGUUGUACAUCCGCUAGUCAUGAAGCACCGUGCGCGAAACAGGAUUAAGACCCCUCGCCGUUUUUCCGCCACUCUCCUGACCUCGGUUGGCGUCUCCCUUCGAAGAAGAGCCUUUGGUACCUUUGCAUCCAGUCCGCACCGUUCGAUUACCGCGUCGCGCGCUCUCCCCAGGUUCCUUUACCCCUCGGUUCCCUCUCCAAGGUUGCGUCUAGGAGGAAGGUGCAAAGCACGCGGUCGUUUCGCGUCCUCUUUACGUCCCUAAAACGACGGGGGUCCUUUUUUCGAUAUUCCCGAGGGGAGGAAAUUUUGAUAAAUAAACGUCCCCUUGGGUCGCGACGCCUCGGGUGGACGGGUGCUUUGAAGGUCUUG